AUGUCGAUAACCGCAUGGAGAGCACUUUUGACGGUGCAGUUUUUCCUCACUUUGGCCACCAACGCUGUUCCAACACCCGUCUCACAUGCUCUCAACACGACGUCCUCCUCCACACAAACGCCGACUUGCGCUCAUAGCAGCCUGAACCGUGGAUGUUGGGACAACGGCUUCAGCAUCAACGACGACUUCGAUCAAUACCAUCCAGCCACAGGCAAAACGGUCGAGUACAGCCUUGAGAUUACGAACAGCACUUGCAACCCAGAUGACCACGGUGCACGAAUCUGCAUGCUGGUCAACGGUCAAUACCCUGGACCAACUCUGCGAGCGGCAUGGGGAGAUCAAAUGAUCGUACAUGUCAAGAACAGCAUGCAGGAUAAUGGCACUACGAUACACUUCCAUGGCGUCAGGCAGUUGGACACGAACGCCGCUGAUGGGGUGCCUGGUGUUGCGGAGUGCCCUAUAGCGCCUGGCAAAGAGAGAACGUACGUGUUCAAUGUGACUCAGUUCGGGACUGGGUGGUAUCAUUCGCAUUUUUCUGCACAAUACGGGGAUGGCGUUGCAGGACCGAUUGUGUUCGAUGGUCCGGCGACUGCGAACUAUGAUAUCGAUUUGGGACCUUACCCUGUCAAUGAGUGGUACUACCGCACAGCCUGGCAAGCAAGUUCGCUUGCCAUUCAGGCCAUACAGACGAUCGGCAAGCCACCUGCGGCCAACAACAUGCUCGUCAAUGGGACGAACGAGAGUGCGAAUGGAACAGGGACAUAUAACCAAGUCACUAUCGAGCAAGGCAAUCGAUACCGUCUGCGAAUUAUCAGCAUGUCCGUGGAUAACUACAUGCAUGUCUCGUUGGACGGGCAUCGAAUGGAGAUCAUUGCUGCGGACUUUGUACCCAUCAAACCCAUCUUUGUGGAGUGGAUCUUCCUUGGGGCAGGCCAGAGAUACGAUGUGAUCAUCACGGCAAAUCAGCAACCAGCAAGCUAUUGGUUCCGCACUGAAGUCGCGAAAGAAUGCCGCAACAAUAAUGACUGGCACGGUCGAGCCAUCUGGUCCUACUCGGGUUUACCCACGAGAACUCCAAACAGCACAGCCUUUCCCGAGCCCACAGACUGCCUUGAACCUACCCCACUAACUCCUUACUGGCCUCAGACAGUGCCCCCAAAGCAACAACUGGGCACCCUCCAAGUCAACACAACUCACGCCGUGACCGAUUACUCCAACAACGACUCCAUGGUCGUCUGGGCGCUGGGCCAAACAAUCGAUGUCAAUUGGUCUGAACCCACGCUUUCCUACAUCCACUCGAAUACCACUCAAGCCCUUCCCUCAUUGUACAACGUCCUACCGACAGCUCCCUCAGGAGCCUGGAACUACUGGCUCAUCCAACAACCACCCAACACGACCAUCUCCGCCAUUCCACAUCCGAUCCACCUCCACGGGCACGACUUCUUCGUGCUCGGCCAAGGAAAUACGACGUGGGAGGGUAAUAUGACCAAAUUGAACUUCGAGUCGCCGACGAGGAGGGAUACCUCGACAAUUUAUGGGAAUGGGUAUCUCGCGAUCGCGUAUCGGUCGGAUAACCCGGGAGCGUGGCUGAUGCAUUGUCACAUUGCGUGGCACAUUAACGAGGGCUUUGGUGUGCAGUUUUUGGAGGCACCGGAGGAGAUCAAGGGGCUGGAUGGGAGGGGCUUUGGGGAGGAGUGUGAGGCUUGGAGUGACUACUAUGAGGGGGCGGAUUGGAGGAAAAUGGAUUCGGGGCUGUGA
Messenger RNA from Zasmidium cellare ATCC 36951, 1758 nucleotides. RefSeq names its product multicopper oxidase. The coding region runs from base 1 to 1758 and encodes 585 amino acids. The transcript has 4 exons. NCBI's taxonomy places the organism in Eukaryota, Fungi, Ascomycota, Dothideomycetes, Mycosphaerellales, Mycosphaerellaceae. The record is from RefSeq and is a predicted model, not a curated record. Gene Ontology annotation, molecular function: copper ion binding; oxidoreductase activity.